Messenger RNA from Lotus japonicus, 2398 nucleotides. RefSeq names its product dynamin-related protein 4C-like. Gene Ontology annotation, molecular function: microtubule binding; GTP binding; GTPase activity. Gene Ontology annotation, cellular component: membrane; microtubule; cytoplasm. The record is from RefSeq and is a predicted model, not a curated record. The transcript has a single exon. NCBI's taxonomy places the organism in Eukaryota, Viridiplantae, Streptophyta, Magnoliopsida, Fabales, Fabaceae. Bases 99 to 2153 code for a protein of 684 amino acids.
UAUGCAUUUGAGCUAAAGCUAGCUCUCAUCUUAAGCAUACCAAACAGUUCUUAUAUCCCUUUUGCACCUUCUCAGUUUACAACUUGUGUCCACUAAAAAUGGUUUCAGCAAAGAAAACUAGGUCUUCCACUAAAAAUGAUCUUUUAGUCCAUGAAGAAUUAGAACAAUCUCAAGAAUCUAUUUCUGUUGUUGCACCAAUUGUGUCCUCAUACAAUGAGAAAAUUCGCCCUGUUCUUGAUGCUGUUGAAAACCUGAGGCGCCUCAACAUUUCUAAAGAGGGAAUACAACUUCCCACCAUUGUGGUUGUUGGUGAUCAAUCUUCUGGGAAAUCCAGUGUGCUUGAAUCUCUUGCUGGUAUUAGUUUACCCCGUGGCCAAGGCAUAUGCACCAGGGUCCCUUUGAUCAUGAGGCUCCAAAAUCACACUCUCCCAAAGCCAGAACUUAUUUUGGAGUUCAAUGGCAAAACCAUUUCAACAGAUGAAGCACAUGUCUCUGAUGCAAUAAACCUUGCCACAGAGGAGCUUGCUGGUUCUGGCAAAGGGAUUUCCAACAACCCUUUGACUCUUCUGGUGAAGAAGAAUGGUGUUCCUGAUCUUGCCAUGGUUGAUCUUCCAGGCAUUACUAGGGUGCCUGUUCAUGGCCAACCUGAGAAUAUUUAUGACCAGAUUAAGGAUAUUAUCAUGGAGUACAUUACUCCUGAUGAAAGCAUCAUCUUGAAUGUUCUUUCAGCAACUGUUGAUUUCACCACAUGUGAGUCCAUUAGGAUGUCACAGACUGUGGAUAAAACUGGUUUGAGGACACUUGCUGUGGUUACAAAGGCUGAUAAGUCCCCUGAAGGCUUGCUAGAGAAGGUGACAGCUGAUGAUGUUAACAUUGGUCUUGGCUAUGUUUGUGUCAGAAACCGCAUUGGAGAGGAGUCUUAUGAGGAAGCAAGAAUUGAAGAAUUGAAGCUGUUUGAGACUCACCCUCUUCUUUCCAAAAUAGACAAAUCUAUUGUGGGUAUUCCUGUUUUGGCUCAAAAGCUUGUUCAGGUUCAAGCAAUGAUCAUAUCUAAAACUCUGCCAGAUAUUGUUAAGAAAAUCAAUGAAAAGCUUGCUAGUAAUUUAUCUGAGUUAGAGAAAUUGCCUCCCAACUUGUCAUCAGUGGCUGAUGCUAUGACAACUUUCUUGCAUAUUAUUGGGUUGUCUAAAGAUUCUCUGAGAAAAAUUCUUAUAGCAGGAGAUUUUGGGGAGUACCCUGAAGACAAACACAUGCAUUGCACUGCUCGCUUGGUGGAGAUGCUUGAUUCGUUCGCAAGUGAUCUUGAUGGAAGUUCUGAAAGUGAUCCUGCCAAGGAUUUUCUUGUGGAAGAGAUACAGAUGUUGGAAGAAGCAAAGAUGAUUGGUCUUCCAAACUUCAUGCCAAGAACUGCUUUCCUUACUAUACUAAAGAGGAAAGUGAAUUCCAUUGCAAAGAAACCAAUUGAUUUUGUUGAAAAAGUGUGGGACUAUCUGGAAACUGUUGUGGUUUAUGUAUUAGCGCUCCAUUCAUUAAAUUAUUAUCAGCUUCAGCUUUCAGCAACAAGAGCAGGGAAUAGUCUUAUUGGUAAGAAGAAGCAAUAUUCAAUCAAACAUGUGCUGCAAUCUAUUGAAAUGGAGAAGAACACGGAUUACACUUGUAAUCCUGAGUACUUGCAGGAAUAUGAUAAGCUGAUAUCUCGUCGAGAUUCUUUUUUGAGGGAAGUAUUGGAUGUUAAGAAGCCGUCAAAAGUAAAGCUUGAAGGUGUUGGGGUAAUUGAUGUUGGUUAUUUGAGGGAUCACACUAAAAUUCUUAGCCAAGCCUUUGAUUUGAAAGUGAGAAUGAUAGCUUAUUGGAAAAUUGUGCAGAGGAGGCUGAUUGACUCUAUGGCAUUGCAUUUAAUGUUGAGUAUCAAAGACCUUGUAAACCAUGAGCUUGAAAAGGAGAUUUGUCAUGAUUUGAUGUCUCCAGAUUGCGGUUGGAUUGAGAGGCUGUUGGAGGAGUCUCCUUCAAUUUCUGGGAAGAGAGUGAAGCUUAGCAGAAGUGUUAAAGUACUCCAAGAAAGCAAGGAGACAGUAGCUAAUAUCAUGGAGAGAAUCAGAAUGGUGACGGUAAGUUGUAAUGCUCCAUGUUCUGGAAGGCAUCCCGUCCUCUGAUCCAAGCUAUUCUACCAUUUUUGAAAGUUUUGAAGGUCACCUUUUCUUUUCUUGUUUGGUUAUGUCAUUUUGAAGGUUGUUCACUUUUGAUGUUUUAUGAUCGACACAUGUGUUGUUGAUUCGAUCAUUUUUGGAUGUCUUAGUAGUUUGAUUUUUUUGUUGGGUUGAUGUUAUUGUAAAAUGUCAAGGUUGUUUUUCAUGUUAUGGACAACUCUGUUAAUUGAAUCUAUGGUGGUUACUAUGUA